AAAUGGUACUACGUUACUGUGAAUCACCUUCGGUCGGCACCUGCUGUACGUACAACAUGGAGACGCGCAUGGCGCUGCAAUCGCGCAUCCAGCUGGAGAGGCAAUCCAAGGAUCAGAUAACGAAAAUGUCGAAUGCACUGACGGCGAAAGCACAAAAAUUUAAUUCCAUCUUCCGUAAAUUAUUGAGCGAAUCCAAGGAGGAGUUCCACAAUAUGUUCACACGCACUUAUGGCGUCAUCUAUCAGCAAAAUUCCUAUGUUUUCUCCGAUUUAUUUAAUGAAUUGGAAAAUUACUAUACACGUGGACGCACCGAUUUGCUGGAUGUGAUGGAUAAAUUCUUCAAUACACUCUACCAGAAAAUGUUCCAGGUGCUGAAUGGGCAGUAUUCGUUUGAUGAGAA
This is a messenger RNA of Rhagoletis zephyria (snowberry fruit fly), 400 nucleotides long. Its product is annotated as glypican-6-like. The record is from RefSeq and is a predicted model, not a curated record. Gene Ontology annotation, cellular component: plasma membrane; cell surface; extracellular region. Lineage: Eukaryota; Metazoa; Arthropoda; Insecta; Diptera; Tephritidae. Gene Ontology annotation, biological process: regulation of signal transduction; cell migration; regulation of protein localization to membrane.